GACAAUUAGAAUCCUAUCACUAUCGUACUGCCGGUCAAAGCAUCGUUCCAACAACUCCUCUUUCUCUCAUACAAUUUCAGAGUUAGUUCAGACUGUCCGUCUUGUGUUCAAACUCUCUGCCCAUUUGACCGAAUUUCAAUUCAACUCUGUUUCUCUCACCGUUGAAUCGAUGGAGAAGCAGGUGAUCAAAUACCACUCCCCACCGGACCACAAUUCUCCACCGGAACAUCUCAAGCUAGCUGCGAUCGCUGUCAACCUCAACAUACGGUUGCGAUCAGCCGAUAUGCCGUUCGCAUUGCAAGAGCGUGCUCUGCGUCUCACCCGAUCGUUCCUCGACUCAUCCGCUUCUCGCCGCCCUAAUCUUACUCUUCUAGCUCGCUCCAUCAAAAAGGAGUUUGAUCGGUGUUACGGACUGGCAUGGCACUGUGUAGCCGGAAAGAGUUUCGGAUCGUUUGUAACGCACUCACCGGGAGGAUUUGUAUACUUUUCUGUGGACUCUUAUUCUAUUCUUCUUUUCAAAACAGAGGUUCAAUUGAUUUCUAGUGAUCCUCUGCCGGCUUGUCGUCGGUGAAUUUAUGACUAUUUGAUACAUAGAUAUCAAAUUGACAAAACUUUUGCUGGUUUACAUGUUCCAUAGGUUAUGGUGACUUGCGGUUGUAAACUUGUAAUUAAUUGUUAUACACUUGUGAUUCAUGAUUUCAUGUAAAUGGAAAUAUGACACAUGAGGUUUUCAUUUCGGUUA
Helianthus annuus (common sunflower) is the source of this 742-nucleotide messenger RNA. RefSeq names its product dynein light chain, cytoplasmic. Gene Ontology annotation, molecular function: dynein light intermediate chain binding; dynein intermediate chain binding. The transcript has 2 exons. Gene Ontology annotation, cellular component: dynein complex. NCBI's taxonomy places the organism in Eukaryota, Viridiplantae, Streptophyta, Magnoliopsida, Asterales, Asteraceae. Gene Ontology annotation, biological process: microtubule-based process. The record is from RefSeq and is a predicted model, not a curated record. The coding region runs from base 170 to 571 and encodes 133 amino acids.